This is a messenger RNA of Chara braunii, 3458 nucleotides long. The record is from the annotation of a GenBank genome assembly. NCBI's taxonomy places the organism in Eukaryota, Viridiplantae, Streptophyta, Charophyceae, Charales, Characeae.
CCGCAAUUUCCUCCGCUGCUUGCGGGUUGACUCCCUGUUUUCUUCUGUGUUUUUCUCUGUUUUCCUUUCUCUGUUUUCGUGUCUGUUUUUUUUUCCCCCUCUGUUUUUCAAUUCCCUCUUCCUCGCUCUCUCUCUCUCUCUCUCUCUCUCUCUCUCGCUCGCUCGCUCGCUCGCUCCCUCCUGACUUUUCUCAGCAGCGUUUCCAACUCUUCUUGUCUCGUGUUAAUACUGCAACAGCUGGUGAAGCGGGGAGGUUUCUUGCCUGCCCACACACUUACCACCCAUUUCGUUCUGUUCUGUUGUUCUAUUCUGUUCUGUUGUUCUAUUCUGUUCUGUCUUCGUUCUCCUCUCUCUCCCUCGUCCUCUGUGUCUCGCAUCGCUUAUUCGACCACGGGAGCACAUAAGAGCUUGCCGACCAUUUUCGUUCUCGCCAUAUUCCCUCUUCUAUCCGUUCAGCACUAAGGUAGUCUUCCUCUCCUCUAUUCCCCCUACUCUCUCUCUCUCUCUCUCCCACGCCCUUUCUCUCCUUCUCGGUGCCCGGCUUAACGCGAACACAGGUUUCCAGAAUCCAUAGGAAGGAGAAUCCCUUGGAAGGGACUCCUGUCACCAGCUGGGGUCGGUUUUCGCUGGUUGUUGAAGCUGAGAGCUUCAUGUAAAAUCUGUUAAGGUCCCUUCUUCUAACCAGUUUGGCUGAGGAGAGUGAGGAGCCGAGGCGCCGUUCUUUCCAAUCUUGGCGUUGUUAUGAACGAUGCUUGACGAGGAGAGUGAGAAGAGAGAGAGAGCGAGAGGAGGGAGGUGACAGGCACAGGUACGCACAUACUGGCAGCUGAGAAGGGAACUGGCACUUAACUCUAUAGGGGUGAAUGCGUUGGCGCCAAUCAUCAUGCAGGGAUAAGGUUUCUAAACGUGCGGGCGCAGCCGUGACAGAAGUGGCACAGCUCGGCGCGCAGUGUCUUUCUGAUCUGUGGAUUCGACGGCUGAAGAGGGAGGAGCUGGGGGCUCUCCGGACGCAUGAGCCCGGCGCGUGGUGUAUCUCGUUCGACUUCCAACUUUCCUGGUUUCCCGUGUUCUGAGGAAGAUGUCCAUGCCUGUCAUUGGUCGUUUUUGAUUGAUUCUUUGUAGCGGGAGCGUGUCCUGAAAUAGAGAGAGAGAGAGAGAGAGAGAGAGAGAGAGAGAGAGAGAGAGAGAGAGAGGCGGAUGAAUUCGGUGCUGAGGAGAGGAGGGAGAAAAGGGAGUAGAGGAGGAGGAGGAGGAGGAGGAAGGAGAGAGUUGUAGAUGGAGUGAAGGAUCCUAAUAACGUGGGGCGAAGCAGGGAGAACAGGGAGAGGAGGGAGGGAGCCAGUAGAUGGUCGACGAUAGGAAGAAGGUAAAGUAAAGUGACAAGGCGUUUUGUGUGCCACGGAGGCGGAUUCUCUGUUAUUCUAUUUAUUAAUUAUUUAUUGUUAAUUAAUAAAUAUACUUGCGUUUUUCCUACUAAAAAAGGUUAUAUUCUCCGUUUUCAUCAUCGAAAGUGAUAUAAGGUCCCCACCAAGAUGGGUGCGGAAGCUCCUCCCCCCGAACAGAUUGCCGGCAAUAUUAAGCCAUUGAAAAAUGGCGUAGUGUCUUUGGUCAAUCGACAUUCUACAGCGAUUACUAUCCCUCCUGCUGGUGCUCCGCUCACUCCCUCUCCUCAUCAUCAACAUCAUCCACAUCAUCAACCUGUUAUGAGACCUGCUCCUUUCAAGAAUGCUCCUCCUCCUUCUUUCAUGGACGAAGAUCGAUCUUUCCGCUCCCGACAUCCCUAUUUGCUUUGCUUUUUGGUCGUUCUUGUUAUCCUCUUGGUUGUGUUAGGCAUCCUGGUUCUCAUCUUUUACUUCCUCUACAGGCCUCAACAGAUAGUGUUUAAGGUGGCCAAGGCGACUUUGACGAAGGUGCUUGUGGAACCGGGGGCCACGCCCCAGACAUUGGGAAUGUCAGGGCUGGUCGUCGUCACGGCCAGCAUCCGUAAUCCGAACAGAUUCGAUUUCACGUACAACAAUGUGACAGGCAAUUUGACAUUCAGCGAGGACCAGCAGUUAGCACUAGGGAGCGUACUUGAAGGGCGUGUGCGCAAGCAGUCGACCAAGCUAUUGGACGUCAAUCUGGAGUUAAAUACAAGGGGUGGUGGUCCCAAGGCCGCCGAACUAUCUCGAGCCAUAGGGGUAGAUGGGGUAGUCAACUCCAAUUUCCGGACGACUGUCACUGGAACUGUCAAGUUUUUCGUCCUGAAAAGAAACUAUCGGGCAACCAUUUCGUGCAACAUGACCAUUACUGUAACUCCUUCUCCAGGUCUGAACUGGGAAUGUAGUGAAAUAAAAAUAUGAAGUGUUCAUCUCCUGAGCCUUCUGGAGCUCGUACGGGUGCGCAACGUGCCACUGGCAAAGCAAGCUGGCGAUCACAAUGUGAAGACGACUUGGUAGAGAUGAGGACGCUGAUGUCUGACGGUGUCUAGGACAUCCCAGAUGCAUAUGGAAGAGAGCAGACAGUGAGGACUGCGCCAAUAGCUAUUGCGCUAUAGAGAUGAGGACGCUGAUGUCUGACGGUGUCUAGGACAUCCCAGAUGCGUAUGGAAGAGAGCAGACAGUGAGGAAUGCGCCGAUAGCUAUUGCGCUAUGGAGAUGAGGACGCUGAUGUCUGACGGGGUCUAGGACAUCCCAGAUGCGUAUGGAAGACAGCAGACAGUGAGGAAUGCUCCGAUAGCUAUUGCGCUAUAGAGACGAGGACGUGGAUGUCUGACGGUGUCUAGGACAUCCCAGAUGCGUAUGGAAGAGAGCAGACAGUGAGGAAUGCACCAAUAGCUUGCACUAUGGUUCGGCUGCAGCCCAUAAGGCAACCCUGUUGCCUCCUUUCCCAUCACAGGGUUGUGGUAGUCGAUCGUGUUCCACCAUUCGCGAAUGGAGCCAAUCCAUGUGUGUGUCUGCUAUGUUUGCCACACCCCAUUGCUGUUCCCGUCCCCUUUUGUAGUGUUGGUUGCUCAGGUUGCGGGCGGCUUGCUGCAUUUACCGAGAUCGAGGUGGUGCUAGUCUACACAGAAGAGAGGCUGGGAGCUUACUGUCUCAGGUAAGGGGUUGAUAGGGUGCAGGGAAGGGAAGGGAAUAAGGGGGAGGAGUCGUAAGAGGUUGUGCACACAAACACAUACACACACACACACAGACAGGCAGACAUACACACGCACACACAGAGAGAGAGAGAGAGAGAGAGAGAGAGAGAGAGAGAGGUUGUGGAACGUCGAUGUUAGUUGCAUGCAGUCAGUUGCCUUGAUGGAUCGCGAUAAGCGCAUUUGGUAGUUCUCUUGCGGGAAUUCGGAAGGCUGGGUGGCUGUGUGCCAGCAUGGCAAGUAUACUUGAUGAGCAUGUCUUGUGCUCAUGGAAGAAUUUCGAUUAAUAUACAUUAAAUUGGAUGAUAGGCUUGCUGGUAUUUGAGAAUAUGAGCCAGAAUGG